Messenger RNA from Salvelinus sp. IW2-2015, 2630 nucleotides. RefSeq names its product V-set immunoregulatory receptor (gene vsir). Lineage: Eukaryota; Metazoa; Chordata; Actinopteri; Salmoniformes; Salmonidae. Gene Ontology annotation, cellular component: plasma membrane. The record is from RefSeq and is a predicted model, not a curated record. Gene Ontology annotation, biological process: negative regulation of alpha-beta T cell activation; regulation of immune response.
GUUGGAGUGCAUUAUUUUGCCAACAGUAUAUCCUCCUGCAAGACAUCAAGUCACAAAAAUUUGGCAGGACUACUUGUAACUUACUUUUACUAGUGACAUUGUAGCAUAGAGUGUCACGUGUCAAAAGUUGUUAUUKCAACGCAGUUAAAAUAAUUAACAUAUCAGCAGGGCAAAAAAACUACGUCUGAAGGAAGAACAAUAUUAAAAAGUAGGCUACAUAGACGACAGAAGACAAUAAUGACGUGGGAAUUAUACAGCAGAGAAACUUUACGGAUCCAUUUGCUGCUGAGGUUUCUGCUCUAUUUUCACCUGGCGACCGUGGUUGGAGCCAAUGGAGACGUGGCCCAUCCUCACACCCGCUUGACUGUCACCGCCCCCCACCUUUCCUACAUCUGCGAGAAGGGUGCCAACGUCACCCUGCUCUGUGCCCAGAGAGGUGCCAAGCUGCAKCCCUUGGACCGCCUGCAUCAAAGCUGGCUCUUCACCCCCCACUCAGCUGAGCAUUGCCAUGACAAGGUGCACCCCCGCGCCCACAAUCACAAGGGCAAUUAUUCCCGUGCGGCGCUUCCUUGGGGGGUACAGUACGGGUCAAGCGAAGAGUCUUUCUGGGUGCAACUGCAGCUCGUCACCGAAUCUGACCAAGGGCGCUACUGCUGCCUCUCCCUGGAUAUAAACAAUGGCAAGGUGGUGCAGAGGACGCAUAGCCACGUCUUUCUCACUAUCACACCUUGGAAAAGCGACGAGGCGAAAUGCACUCAAUUGGACAUCAAGCCAUCAGAAGGGUCAGUGACUGCAGGCCUGGCCACAGCUGCAUGCAUCAUGGCUAUUCUCUCUUUGCCCCUCAUCCUGGUGUUAGUGUACAAGCAAAGGCAAUCUGCCCAGUCCAGCCGACGUGCACACGAGCUGGUGAGAAUGGACAGUGAGGCUGCUGGCCAUGAGAACCCAGUGUUUCUGGGGGGCUCACCCCCGGGCCAGGCUAAGACCAGGACUGUGUCUCAAAUCAUGACCAGGCAGUCCUCAGAGACAGGCCGACACCUGCUUCUGUCCGACCCUGGCACCCCCCUAUCUCCUCCCGUACACGGAGUCGUCUUCUUCCCAGAACAGGAGCCCGUCCUAGAGUCUCCUGAUUUCCUGCAAAUGUAGAGAGAAGCAGUCAAUGGCUCCCUAACCCAGAAACUCCUUGUGGUUAGUUAUUCAUCUUCGCUCUGCCAUGUCACCCUGAAGCCUGUCUCACAACCUUCUGUGCUGGGAGAGCUCUCUCGCUGUGUACCGCAUCAUGGAUGGAUGGGAGAAGGAAGGAGGGGACAGUUUCAUCUAAAAAUAAAUGUUCCACCUGCAACAACAACUGGAGGAGGCCAAAGAGGGGGAGGGAUUUGUUCUCGACACUUGUGUUGCAGUGGGGGGCCCGCUAAGCAUGUGAUGCACCAUCUGACCACUGACGACAGCUCAAGGACCAGCAGGUGCUCCUGAUCUGAUGUCCCAGGACUGUACUGAGGGGAGUGUGGGUGCGAGGUGGGCUGUAGAGGAUACAAAGCAGCUCCUGUGGACUCUUGAUGAUAUGCUCCUCACCAUUUCCCUCGCCAUUUUCCCCAAAAGAGAUUUCCCCCAUAUAGGGCCUGUUCCCCGGACACAGAUUAAGCAUCAAUUUAGACAUUUGUUUUCCCCUAAUAUUUGUCAAACCUAUUUUCAGUGGCAAUUGACGAGACUGACUAAACAGACGUAGAAAAAAAACGAACUGAACGAAAGUGAUUUUUCAUUUCAGUUGACUAAAAUGAGACACGACAACAUUAUCUCUGUGAUUAAAAUCGGACUCUUUAGUGGACAGGACAAUAGUUUUUGAACAAAUCUAGCACUUUUCAGUGAUAAGCACAAUUAAUAUAAGCAGGACAGAUGCAGUUCUUUUCAGCAGUGGGAAGGAUGCACCACACCCGGCACACACAGCCUACAUCAGCUGGUGAGCUGGGGGGGAGCAAGCCAUGCYUGUGGACAGGCUUCGCUCCAGCUCCGUCUCCGAUUAUACACAUUGCGCAGGCAACUCUUUUUGAUUUCCCGUAGCUAACCAGUCACCACCAGCCUUCUAGUCAGCUACCGUUUGCCUGGUUAAGAAACACAAGCUGCUUUACAAAAUGCAAAACAAUAGCAGCAUUGAGUUUAAUAGUAAAACUACAGUCUAGCUACGUUCUUCUCUUCCUUGAGUAGAGAAAAGUAGGCUGUUUUUAGAAUUUGUAGUCUCGCGCAACCCUCCCACCUUCCCCACUGCCUUUCAUAGGCAGGUUCUGUAGCCAAGUCUCCCUCUUUUCCUCAGAGAAAACGCUUGAUGCUAGCCCUUACUGUUCAAAAGAUAUGACCCGGGUCUAUGUUGUCUCUUUUUAUUGUGCGUUGGCGGGCUGCAUUUUAUAUUCAUAAAGAAUAUUGUGGGCCGUGCUGAAAGUAGGUUACUUGCGGACCAGACCGUUAACCAUUUGUUUAGACUACACCUUGUUCAGUCAUGUUACCUCAAUAGCUAGCUAUAGCUAACAAACUGGGGCGCGUUCAGCAGGAUGCAACUUUUUGGAAUGUUCAGAUAGAAAUAUGCUAUGUAGAACAAACAUGCCUCUGACAUUUUGCUACUGAAUGUGUGUGUGUGUGUG